Messenger RNA from Eimeria acervulina, 2736 nucleotides. RefSeq lists its product as hypothetical. NCBI's taxonomy places the organism in Eukaryota, Apicomplexa, Conoidasida, Eucoccidiorida, Eimeriidae. Gene Ontology annotation, biological process: microtubule-based movement. The transcript is spliced from 12 exons. Gene Ontology annotation, cellular component: dynein complex. Gene Ontology annotation, molecular function: minus-end-directed microtubule motor activity; dynein intermediate chain binding; dynein light intermediate chain binding. The coding region runs from base 1 to 2736 and encodes 911 amino acids. The record is from RefSeq and is a predicted model, not a curated record.
AUGUAUUCGUUUGGUUUGCUACAGGAGGCGUGGGACUUGAGUGUCUACGUCAGCAGUUGGUUUGAGGCGUGGAAGGCAACCCUAUGGGAAACGAUUGACACGGAGUUACUGCUGCAGCACGUAAAGGCGAUGCAGCAGCACAUUCGAGGGCUAUCAAAAGAAAUUAAAAGCACUAAAGUAUACGCUGCUGUGUUAGAGCGCGUAAACAACAUGCAAGUGGUGCUGCCUCUUGUCUCGGAGUUGCAUUCGGAGUUUAUGCGGGAGAGGCACUGGAAGCAACUGAUGAAUAUAGCGGGGCAGACAUUCACAAUAGGCCCCAAUUUCUGUUUAGAUGAUUUGCUUAGACUUAACCUGCAUGCGCGUGCUGCUGACGUCUCCGAGAUCGUCGUAUGUGCCCAGAAGGAGGCGCGAAUAGACAAGAAGUUGAGGGAGAUAGCGAGUAUAUGGGGGGAGAAGAAUUUGGCUUUCUCGCUACAACACGAAGAUACACCGCUGCUGCUGCCUCUUGAUGAUACCAUUGAAACUCUAGAACAGCAUUCUGUUGAUCUGAUUACUAUCACAAGCCAAGGCGCUCUCAUCGACUUCUGUAGAGAUGCUGUCGAAGAGUGGCAAGCCAAACUCCGAAAAGUCGAUUCCGUGCUCACCGUGUGGAUGGAAGUGCAACGCAAGUGGGAGAAGAUAUUCGGUCCCAACUGCCUCAAGAGUCGAAGCGAUUUGAAUCUGCUGACGGCGAACUACUUGGAACAGAAGAAGAAGGCGUUUGCUCGUUUUUACUUCGUUUCGAAUCAGGCUUUGCUCGACAUCCUAGCAAACGGAAAUGACCCAUUAAAGGUUUCGUAUUAUUUAGGGGAUUGUUUUGAUGGCGUUGCAUCUUUAAAUUUUGAAAAAAACCCUCAAACGUGCCGCAUUGCAAGUGGAAUGUACAGCAAAGAAGGAGAAUAUGUUCCCUUCGCUGAAGACUAUAUCAUCGAGGGGCCUGUUGAAACCUAUCUUUCGAAUUUUGAGGUUCACAUGCGCAAACAAAUGCGGGAUAUUUUGGAGGUGGCGAAGGGGACUGCAGAAAAUUGGGAAGUUGAAAAGCCAAGAGAAGAAUGGGUGAGAGAUUACUGCAGCCAAGUUUGCUUGGUGGCGAGUCAAAUAACCUGGACAGAAGAAGUGACGCGUUGCUUUGAAGAGCUUGAGGGGGGCUCCGAAAAUGCAAUGAAGGACUACAAGAAAGUGUACGAAGACAGAAUCGAUAAACUCAUUCGCCAAGUUCAACAAGACCUCGACAAAAAUCUCCGAGUCAAAAUCAUUACUCUCAUUACGGUCGAUUGUGUGUUGUUCCUCUGCGGUUUGCGUUGCACUGCUGCAGCAUCAUCAUUUCAAUGGCAGUCUCAGCUACGUUUCUACUGGUUGGAAAAAGCUGGGGAGGCGAAGAAGGACUGCAUGAUAAGGAUUUGCGAUUGGUCUUCUUGUUAUAUGCACGAGUUUGUUGGAAACUGCGGGCGUUUAGUGAUAACGCCUCUGACAGAUCGAUGUUAUAUUACUCUUACACAGGCGCUGAACCUGAACAUGGGGGGGGCCCCUGCGGGGCCUGCAGGAACAGGAAAGACGGAGACAACAAAAGACUUAAGCCGUGCAAUAGGGCUUCCUGUCUUUGUCUUUAACUGCUCGGACCAAAUGAACUACUUGUCUAUGGCACAGAUCUUCAUGGGUUUAGCUCAAUCGGGUGCUUGGGGCUGCUUUGAUGAGUUCAAUCGCAUAUCUAUUGAAGUCCUUUCCGUCGUUUCUACUCAAGUCAAAUGCAUUCUAGAUGCAAUAAAAGACGGAAAAAAGAAAUUCCAAUUUAUGGAUGAAGAAAUCAACCUCAUCCAUACUUGCGGGCUCUUCAUCACGAUGAACCCCGGCUACGCGGGGCGAACAGAACUACCAGAAAACCUAAAAGCCCUAUUCAGGCCCUGCGCCAUGAUCGUCCCGGACGUAUUAUUUAUUUGCGAGAAUAUGUUGAUGUCGGAGGGCUUUGUGUGUGCGCGUGCUCUGGCGCACAAGUUCGUUACGCUGUACAGCCUCUGCAAGACUCUUCUGUCAGAUGCGAAGCACUACGACUGGGGACUUAGAGCGGUAAAAGCCGUACUUAGACAGGCGGGAGCACUCAAACGAGCAGACCCAAAUGUUGAUGAAGACACGCUGCUCAUGAGGGCACUUAGAGACUUCAAUAUCGCCAAAAUCACUACGGAAGACAAGCCUAUCUUUCUUCGUUUGAUUGAGGAUUUGUUUCCGGGGGUGGUGUCUCCGCCUAAGCGAGACGUCGACUUCUGGAAGGUUGUUAUGGCAGUGGCAAAAGCGCAAAAACUUCAGUGCGAAGAGCAGUUCAUCCUCAAGUGCGUACAAGUCAGAGAAGUGCUGCAAGUGCGCCACUGUUUGUUCAUUUUGGGGCCUCCUGGUGCCAGCAAAUCUCGCGUGUGGCAAACUCUGUCAAAGGCACUGAAGGCAAUAGGCGAAGACGGAGUCGUCGAGGUCCUGAACCCCAAAGCCAUCUCCACAAAUGAACUCUACGGGUAUAUGACGCCGGCAAAGGAGUGGAAAGACGGGGCUGUGGCGGUGAUAAUGCGGAACAUGUCGAAAGAAAGAGGAGGGUUUAAACCUUCUCAUUUGCACAAAUGGAUCGUUCUUGACGGAGACAUUGACGCAGAAUGGAUUGAAUCCAUGAACACAGUCAUGGACGAUAAUAAAGUAUAUGACACAAAUGGCUAG